AGAACGAGCGGGCUCGACGCGCCGCACGCUCGCGGAUCGCGCGCACCCACGUGAUCGCGCACGCUCUCGCGACGAAACGUUCCGUCCUUAACUAUCGGUACUUAUCUAAACAAUUACCUAAACUCCCUUGGUAUACACCCUGUACACCUUUCACGAUAGGGUGUCACCACGCGCUCCUCGUGUCUUUUCCUCAUCCUUGCGGGAAUGCCCGCUUCCGCUUGAUUGCGCCAUCACGUGGACGAUUCCUUUCGAUGAUAUCUGCGGACGAGAGCAGAGUGCUCUCGACUGUCCGGCUCCGAACCGAUACGUGCCGAUCACGACGAUCUCGUCGGGGCAGUGAGUGGUAUCCGAUGGCGAAUCUUUUAUCGAAGGGCGACGUCUAGAUCGAGUAGAUCCGUGAGAGAUAGUAUAUAUAUAUAUAUAUCAUAUAUCUUUUCUAGAACGAAAUGAUAUUUUAAAGGAUAACUCUAUUGGUUUCUACUAUCGACGUCUUAUAUACUUUAUUUCAACGCGAUAACCAGGAAUGUGACUGUGCACUCCGGAUCAGUGUGGUCGUGCCUCAGGAUUCCGAAGUGACGUUUCGAGAAUCUGCGUGAGAUUUUACGAGAAACUCGUGAAUGUGAAUAAACUUGUCCACCGGUGCCGAGAAGGGUUCUAAAAGAAAUCAGUUGAGAGCCUUUCUUUUCCUCGUGGAUUAUAUCACUGGGCUGGACCAAAUCACUUCGAUACAGUGGUGAGUCUUAUCGAAAGAGAGUCGAAAUAUCGCGAGAUGGCUCACGUGAAAAGCCAAUGGACGUGUAAACCAUUAAAAAUUGGCGGGCAAAUCCGCGCUCGCGCUACUAGAAAAAAGUUCGCCGUAUAAGAAAAGUGAGAGAUAGAAGAAAGAAACAAGAAAAGAGAGAAAAAAAGGAGAGAGAAAAUAGCCACAAGAGCGAUAAGGACGACGUAUCACGAGUAAAGGCGCUCGGUCGAUCGCGUACCCCAAAAAUAAUGGGUUGAACUUUCGAGUGGCGUUCUCCAUUCGUAAGAAGAAGCUAAAAUGGAAGCACAGCGAGACGAUGAGCUUCUUCAACUUUCACGUCGACUACGUUCUUAACGAAUGAUAGUCGGAAAUUAUGCGUUAAUUACACAAAGGAGACGAAGAAACCGGUGUUAAGUGACAAAGUGCGAAAUCCAGCAACAACAGCGAUAAAGUAUCGAACUUCCGUGAACGCGGCAGAGUGUUGUCCUUUUAAAAAUUAUCCCUCAUCAAAACCGACCGCGCCCGCAUUCUCUCUGUUCGUUCGAUUCGUAUCGAGUGUAUCGUCGAUCUUCAUCGUCCGCACAUCCCGUCCGUUAUUUAUACAUUCGCGAGGAAAUCUCGGGAGCGUAAUCUUCCACUCGCAACUUUUAUCGCGCUCGUCGCAUCGCAUUCGUCGCGCGGCCAUUACGGCUGUGAUCGAAUUAAAUCUUAUUAACCAGCGGUGUAAAUGCAAAUACGCGAAGCCGGGGAAGAGUGGCCGCGAGAUAGACGGAGAGAGGCGUAAUACCUGCGAGGAAACGAGGAAACGUUACUCGUGGUUCGAGGACCCCGCGAAGUUACGAGAAAGACGAGUAGUGACGACGACGACGACGACGGCGACGACGACGACGCGACGACGACGACGACUGCAAACUCGAGCGGGAAGACACGUUAUGCUCGCCAAAAUCGACAAUAAAACGGUCUGUUAAACAAAAAAUAAAAGAAGAUAUCGUUUCUCAGAAGACGCCUGAUGAAAUGCUGGAUAAAUUAUCGAGAUACAGGAUAUCCUGUCGCAAUAAAACCGUUUCACUAAUGACGCUCGACGUGUCCUGCGAGUUAUGCCGGUUUAACUUACGCGACGCGUCGACGGAGGCAUCGCUCUUCAAUAGAAACGCCUUAUAUAUGAUAUAUAAAAGAUGUUAUCUACCGACUGAAAUAGCGUUCCACCGGUUUGUGUACAAGUAACGAAGGGGAAAGUUUAACCGAACGAAGUUAGAACAAGUUUCGCAGUAUAUCGAGCGAAGUAUCAAGCCUCGAAUAAUUAAACGAGCUUAUUAAACGAUAUCCACUUUAUUAUCAUCAAGAAAGUUCGACCGACACGUAACUCUGUUAUCGAGAAGCUGGUACGUGAUGGAUGUUUGAAGAUUCAAGGAAAGUGACGACGUUUUCUUCACCUUUUCUGUCACUGUCAAGGAUCGAUGGAUAAUUCGUAGGAUAAUCGUGAUUAAAAAUCAACGUCAUUCAGUUCUCGGGGAGUCGGGAUUUUCAAAGAUUCGCGAGAGGAGAGUGACGGAGGAGAGUUUCUCUCGUUCUCUUCGCGAGAGCUGCGAAAGUGCCUGGAAAGUCCGUGGAUCGAGUCGAGAAUCACCGUGGUCGAGAGGUCGAGACAAGGAUCGAGAAGGCAGGCGCGCGCGAAUGCUGAAUGCCGCAGACGGUAGCAUCGGCAGCAUCGGCAGCAUCGGCAGGAAGCGCGACGUGCACCACGCUGUUCGCCGCCGGCGUCGCCGACGCCGUGAUCGCUCGUACGUACGCUCGAUGCCCGUACAAUGGACGUUUUCAAACUCGAUCAGUCGCUGAGCGCGGGUUUGGGCAGCGCGCCGGCGCCGGACACCCUCACGCCGGAAGUGUCAUUCGACGCCGGCAGUGAGUUCAACCUGAGCUUCUUCGACGGCCCGGAGGAGAACAACAGCACCCAGGGCUUCAGCGACCCCGGUUCCGUGGGUAGCGCCAGCGCCUCGCCGCCCCCCGGUACACCCGUACCCCCCCCCACCACCGGCAUCGUCAUUAAGCAAGAACAGCAUUACGCAGCAGCUGAUUCCAACAGUUCGACGCCUGCUAAGAGCUUCGUACCCUGCAAGGUUUGCGGCGAUAAGGCGAGCGGUUAUCAUUACGGCGUUACCAGCUGCGAAGGUUGCAAAGGCUUCUUCAGAAGGAGCAUACAGAAGCAGAUAGAGUACAGGUGCUUGAGGGACGGCAAGUGUCUUGUCAUCAGAUUAAAUCGGAACCGUUGCCAGUACUGCAGAUUCAAGAAGUGCCUAGCCGUCGGCAUGUCCAGAGACUCCGUGAGAUACGGCAGGGUGCCGAAACGCUCGAGAGAACGUGGCCCCGAAGACACGAUGGCGACGACCAUGACGACGACGACGACGACGACGACGAUGGCGGCUAUGGAAAUGCAGCAACUGACUACACCCGAUACCGGCAACAACAAUGCCAGCAACAAGAACAACAAUAACAACAACAAUAACAACAACAAUAACAAUAACAAUAACACCCAGAGUCAGAACGCGAUCUCACGGGUACCGUCGGCGGCGGUGGUCGAGGCUGAUCAAUCAGACGCUGACGUGAAGCAACUGGCUGUAUACGAUGUGAUUCAUCAGGUCUCUCAGGCUCAUCACGCUCAUUGCGGCUUCACGGAAGAGUCCACCAGGGGCCUUACGAGGAAACCUAUGAUAAUACCGGCGAGUAAUUCUUCGCAGCCCGCGAGCCCGGAAGAUCCAGAAGCAGCAUCCUCGACCGCGGAGACUGUUGAGUCGCAGAGGAUCUGGUUGUGGCAACAAUUUGCCACUAGAGUGACGCCGUCGGUACAGAGGGUGGUGGAGUUCGCAAAACGGAUGCCGGGAUUCUGCGAGCUCUCGCAAGACGACCAGUUGAUCCUGAUCAAAGUCGGCUUCUUCGAGGUGUGGCUCUGCCACAUCUCCAAAAUGACCACCGAUAAUUCGAUGACUUUUGAAGACGGCACUUACUUCACCCGCCAGCAACUGGAACUGAUGUACGAGCCCGACUUCGUGUCUGCACUGAUGCAAGUCACGUCAUCGUUAAAUGCCCAUCAACUGACGGACACCGAGCUGGGCCUGUUCUCGGCGGCGGUGUUGCUGAACGAACGACCAGGACUGAACGACGUCAAGGCUGUUCAAAGGCUGCAGGAUCGCGUCCUGGAGGCAUUAAGGGUGCAAACAACGCGACCCUCCGGUGAAGGUGCCGGCGGCACCACGAUCACCAACGUCUCGCAAAGGAUACCCGAACUGAGAGCGCUCGGCGCCAGACAUGCCAAUCUCCUAGAUUGGUUCCGCAGGAACUGGACGAAGCUCAAAUUACCGCCGCUGUUCGCCGAGAUAUUCGACAUUCCUAAAUGCGAGGAGGAUUUGCAAUGAAAAGCAGCCUCUAUAAGCUACAGCGAGGUAAUUCGAGACCAAUGAUGCCGUGAUGUCGGCGAUAAAUCGGGCCCAGCGUUUACCGAGGCCGUUCUGAAUAUCUAGAAUCGUUUUAACUCAUAGAGUUAGCGAAAUACAUCUAACACGAUGACGAGAUUCAAAUUGAAUGAAGAACGGGCGGUUGAAACGAGGAAUGAAGUAUAUCUGUGAAGAUUGUUUGUCACAAAAGAUAUUAGAAAAUUAGAGAGAAAAGAAAAACAAAGACGCGAUUGUCGACGACUAUCGUUGAUGGCGAUUCCCAUUGACUUGUCUCGGUUAUUCAAAAGUCAGCGAGAAAGGAAUUUUGGUCGAAGGAUCGCGAAAGAUAUUUACCGUAUACUAGAAAAUGAAAAAAGAAAGAAAGGAGAAAAUUACAGACGCAAUUGUUGAUUAUCUGAACAGCGAGAUCGCGCAGCGGACAGUAGCGUGAACUUCUAACGACGAUCUUUCAGGGAACAUCCCCUGAAAUGUUUUGUCGCUCCAGCGAAUAACAGAAGAUGAUCUCAAGAGAGAAGAAGAUUACCUUUAAAGAGUCGCGCAAGCAAUAAGACGGAACUUCUCCGUGCAAGCUCCGCGCAAGUUCGGAGGAAAAUUCGCAAUUUGCUCAAAUUCAACAGAAACGGCUUUGUACUAUUCGCCAAGCAAUAGCACACACGCAUUACAACAAGCGGGUCUCCGAACGGGCGUAUAUUUGAAUGAAAUACUCAAUCGACGAGGGAGGGAUCUUUCGCGCCGCUUUGCCGCCGCGCCAAGUAAAUAGCUGUUUUAACGAGCGUUGCGAUGAGGAAACAAGCACAAAAAGCGUAACAGAGUCAUGGACGUCCGUUCGUGCUCAAGAUUCUGUCCUUUGAUUUUUCUUUCUGUUUCUCUUCAAAUAAUUCUAAGACUUAAGAAUAUAUAUGUAUAUAAUAAAUAUAUACAGCGUGCAGUACCCGUCUGAGCAGCUAGAACGGAAAUCGGCCAAAUGAUAGCAUCAGAAACACCAACUAUAUUCAACGGACAUAUCAGAAAUUAAGAUUACAAAGUGUUCCCUCAUGUAUUAUUAUCAUUGCUGAGCACGUACGUGUCUCUUUAGAGGUGUUGCGGUCAGCGUAAUUGUGAUCAGUUCGAAUUUUAAUGUUGCAGGCACGUGAAAAAAAUUGAUUUCAAUAAACGAUAUAUUUUAGAAUAAAAAGAGCGCUACACGCUUUUUUAAAAUAAAAAUUAAACAUAGCGUGUUUUUCCUAUUAUAUACUUAAUAAUUAUACAGUAAUAAUAAGACUACCCACAUAGCAAGUUGCCCGCAGACUGCUGUCCAUUUGCUUCAAAUUACUCUGCUUAAAUUGCCUUCUAUAUUAAGGAAAAUGGUUUCCGGCUUUGCAUGUUGGAUUACCGAUUUUUAUUGCCACUAAUAGUUAUGAACAAUUUGAUGAUAACACUCAGGCAACGGUUGUCCUUUUUCCAACAGAUUGUAGCAACUUUUAUAGCAAUAAGCGAAUGCUACAGCAUUUCCGUUCAUUUGCGCAGACAACCGUUGUCGGCACAAUAUCUUUAGGUUGUCCUAAACAAAAUUAUUGUCCCGAUGACAGCAACGUGGAUGGCAACUGAAGGGAAACUUGUGCCACGAGCAACUAUUUCCUUUCUUAUACUAAGGAACGCUUGGCUAUUUGGGAGAGUCUUAACUGUAUAUGUUAGUACAUGUUGUAUAAUUAUACAAAAGAUUAAAAUGCCUAUUGAAUUGAUACAUAGUUUUAAUUUCACUUGCUAGAUUCUUAGAUCGCUAAUUAGCCAGUCGAGAUACAUUUUUCUGUGUCCCCAACAUUGAAAAUCGAACUUGUCAUUUUCGAUCCUUGAUUUGUUGCGACACCGAAGGUGAUGAUGAACGGUUAUACGGCCGCGUAAGUGUAACAAAACGCGUGUGCGAUUGAGCACGAGACUCGCGCGAUCUAACCGCGCAUUCAUAUACGCAUACAGCAGCUAUGAGCUUACGUAUGUAAUUAAAGGCGCACAAGCGCUGAGAGGGAGCGUAUACAAAUUUCAUGCUGUAAGGCUCGAGAAAUCUUUAUAGGAACGUAUCUUCUUAUAGACGCAUCUGCUACG
This is a messenger RNA of Trachymyrmex cornetzi, 6270 nucleotides long. It is a transcript of the gene Eip78C, whose product is annotated as Ecdysone-induced protein 78C. Bases 2548 to 4152 code for a protein of 534 amino acids. Gene Ontology annotation, biological process: regulation of DNA-templated transcription. The transcript is spliced from 9 exons. Lineage: Eukaryota; Metazoa; Arthropoda; Insecta; Hymenoptera; Formicidae. The record is from RefSeq and is a predicted model, not a curated record. Gene Ontology annotation, molecular function: zinc ion binding; nuclear receptor activity; sequence-specific DNA binding.